This is a messenger RNA of Tinamus guttatus (white-throated tinamou), 330 nucleotides long. The record is from RefSeq and is a predicted model, not a curated record. NCBI's taxonomy places the organism in Eukaryota, Metazoa, Chordata, Aves, Tinamiformes, Tinamidae.
AUGUCGCGUUCGGGAGCUGCUUUUCAGCUAGGUGGUGUCGAGAUGAGUCACUGCCCUCCGUCCUCGCGCGCACGGAGGGCCACAGCAACGGACCAGGUGGUUGGAUUUGGCUUGGUAGCCUUCAGCCUCGCUCUCUUCGUUUACUACACCAUCUGGAUCAUCAUACUGCCGUUCAUCGACAGCGACCACGGCCUCCACCGGUACUUCCUGCCCAGGGAAUACGCCGUUAUCAUCCCCGUGGUGGCUGGGCUCCUGCUGCUGCUGUUUAUAGGCAUUUUCAUAGUGGUUGUGAUGUGGAAAAACAGGAAACCUGCAAAGAAAUCGGACUGA